This is a messenger RNA of Ctenocephalides felis (cat flea), 630 nucleotides long. RefSeq lists its product as uncharacterized. Lineage: Eukaryota; Metazoa; Arthropoda; Insecta; Siphonaptera; Pulicidae. The transcript has 4 exons. The coding region runs from base 87 to 512 and encodes 141 amino acids. The record is from RefSeq and is a predicted model, not a curated record.
UGACUAAAUAUUAGAAUGAUAUGUUAUUACAUUAUAUAUAUAGAUAUAUUUAUAUGUAAUUAUAUGGUAACGUAACUUAUUGCAAAAUGCUUUUACAGAUCAAGAUUUUAUCAUUAUUAUUAUGUGUCCCAUUAUGUUUGUCAUUGGAAUGCUAUGUUUGCACAGAACAAGAAGAUAAUGUUGGAAAAUGUGUGACUACGAUCAAAACUUGUAAGCAAGGUGAAGCAGCCUGUUUAACAGAAAUAAAAUGGGGUAGUACACCUUACUGGUCACAAGGGGCUCAAAAACAAUAUUACUAUUCCAAAAGAUGUGCUACUAAGAAACAAUGCAUUAAAACUAGAGAAAAAUAUAUGCCAUACUGUACGCACAUUUGGUAUGAAGAUUGGAGCUGCUCUGAGUGCUGUCAAGGCGAUCGAUGCAAUUAUUAUGUCAUUAAUAAUUCUAAUAUACAUGCUGUCAGUUUUGUUCCUGUUGUUGGUGCACUCUUGUAUCAACUUUUGAUGAACUACUAAUAAAUCAGCUGAAAUUUGUAUCUCUAUAAAUCAAUUAGUCCAAAAUAAUAAGUAAAGGAGUCCAAAGUCAUGUGGCUUCAUUGAAUUAUGCACAAAUAUAAAUUUUAAUCCGUCCAGA